AUCAGAAAUCAAAUUUUGACAGCUUUUUGUUCGUGCGCAAAGAAAAAAGUUGUUUAAUUGUUUACUCUGUUUUAAGUUACUUAGAAUUUCGGAAAAUUUGCAUAAAUUUGCGAUAAUCGAAAGUGAAAUCUAAAAUUCUAGUUUUCUGAAGAGUGUUCAUCACAAGGUAAAAUACUAAAAUAUUUCAGCAAAAUAUGCGGACUAAACUAAAAGCACAGCAACUACAACAAGAACAAUUGCGUUGUAAGCGGAUGACUGCAGCAACAAAAAAAUAUAAUAUUAAUAGAGAAGUAAACAGAAACAACGAUCCUUCCAAUAUCGACUAACAAAAAAACUGCAAUAAAAAAACGUACAACAUAAAAAGUAACAACAACAACGCAACAACCACACAUCGACAAGUCACCUACAACGACUUUCUGCAAAAAGACUUGAAACACAAUAACAACAACAACAACACAACGUGAAACUUAGUGGCAACAGUACAACAACACGAAUGCAAAAGAAGAAAAUUGUACAGCUACUAGAGAAAUCCAAGGGGGAAGUGGCAAGAGAAAGCAGCCAACUUUGGCGUAUAAGUAAUAGUUAACUAGGACACACCUGUUGUUCACAGCGAUUAUCCUUGUUGUAGUUAUCACAUCAUUGGGUUCAACGAACACACUCAUCCGAUACUUGACAAUAAUCUUACCGCUAACAUUUACACCAUCAACGCCAGCUUUAAGUCUAAAACCUAAAUCAAUUUGUGAUUUGUGUGCGCAUUUUCUUACUGCCAUUGCACCACCUCUAGUGCUCUUGUUGCCAUCCGUAAAACGUCAUCCGUCAUCUGUCAUUCAGUAAAAUGGGUCGAAAAAUCACCGUCGCCAUUUCAACGCUUAAUCAGUGGGCACUUGACUUUGAAGGUAAUUUGGCGCGCAUAUUGCAAUCCAUACUGGAGGCGAAGGAUAUGGGCGCCUGUUAUCGUACCGGCCCAGAAUUGGAAGUAACUGGUUACAGCUGCGAAGAUCAUUUUUUCGAACCGGACACAUAUCUGCACUCGUGGGAAGCGCUCAUGGAGAUAAUGCUUUCGCCACUUUGCGAAAAUAUGCUCAUCGACGUUGGUAUGCCGGUUAUGCACCGCAAUGUUGCCUACAAUUGCCGUAUUGCCUUCUUCAAUCGUCAAAUAUUGCUUAUACGCCCUAAAAUGGCAAUGGCCGACGAUGACAACUAUAGAGAGUCGCGUUGGUUUACUUCCUGGACAAAGGCUCUUCAAACGGAAGAGCAUUAUCUGCCACGCAUGAUCUCUCAACAUACCGGCCAGACGACUGUACCAUUUGGCGACGCGGUUAUCGCUACAAAGGACACCUGCAUCGGUUACGAGAUUUGCGAAGAACUGUGGAAUGUACGAAGCAAACAUAUCGACAUGUCACUUUCGGGUGUUGAGAUCAUUGUCAACGGUUCUGGAUCUUAUAUGGAACUGCGCAAAGCGCACAUUACCACCGAUCUGAUACGCAAUGCCAGCUUCAAGGCAGGCGGCGCCUAUCUGUUCAGCAACUUACGAGGUUGCGAUGGGCAACGUAUCUACUUCAAUGGCUGCUCGGCCAUAGCCAUGAAUGGCGAAAUUGUCGCCAGAAGCAAACAAUUCGCUCUGCAGGAUGUGGAAGUCACUUUGGCCACCAUUGAUCUUGAAGAGAUACGCUCGUAUCGCGUCUCGCUACGUUCUCGCUGCAAUUACGCCGCCUCCGCGCCGAGCUAUCCGCGCAUCACCUGUGACUUUGAGAUGUCGACACACAAUGACAUCUUCAAAAGUUCUUCCACACCACUGCAGUGGAUUUAUCAUUCACCCGAGGAGGAAAUUGCGAUGGGUCCUGCCUGCUGGUUAUGGGACUACCUACGGCGUUCUGGCCAAGGUGGUUUCUUUUUGCCGCUCAGCGGUGGUGUUGACUCCAGCAGCUCCGCCACUAUUGUAUACUCCAUGUGCCGCAUGAUCGUGAACGCCGUGCAAGGCGGUGAUGCUCAGGUGCUACACGAUAUCCGUAAAAUACUCGCUGACUCCGAGUACACACCCGAUAAUCCGGCUACUCUUUGCAAUCGCUUGCUAGUCACAUGCUUCAUGGGUAGCGUCAACUCUAGCAAGGAGACACGUCGUCGAGCGGCACAGCUGGCUAAUCAGCUAGGCAGCUAUCACAUCGAAAUCAGCAUUGACACUGCCGUGAAUGCGCUGUUGAGCAUUUUCAAUGCGGUCACUGGUCUUACGCCACGCUUUCGCACGCAGGGCGGAUGCGCGCGUCAAAAUCUAGCGCUGCAGAAUAUACAAUCGCGCAUACGCAUGGUGCUGGCGUAUAUGUUUGCGCAACUUAUGUUGUGGGUACGCAAUCGGCCAGGUGGAUUGUUGGUGCUUGGCUCGGCGAAUGUAGACGAAGCCUUGCGCGGUUAUAUGACGAAAUACGAUUGCUCAUCGGCGGAUGUAAAUCCUAUUGGCGGAAUUUCGAAAACCGACUUGCGACGCUUUCUCAACUAUGCGAAGGAAAAAUUUAAUUUAACUGUGCUGGAGUCAAUUAUUGAAGCGCCUCCCACUGCCGAACUGGAGCCACUGCAAGAUGGCCAACUCGUACAGACAGACGAACAGGAUAUGGGCAUGACAUAUGUGGAGUUGAGUGAGUACGGACGUUUGCGUAGGCAGGCGCGCUGUGGACCAUACAGCAUGUUUUGUAAACUGGUGGCUACAUGGCACGCUGAUCUGAGUCCCAAAGAGGUUGCCGACAAGGUGAAGCACUUCUUCCGUUGCUAUGCCAUCAAUCGCCACAAGAUGACUGUGCUCACGCCAUCGGUGCACGCCGAAAGCUAUAGUCCUGAUGACAAUCGAUUCGAUCAUCGUCCAUUCUUGUAUCGCGCCAACUGGAGUUGGCAGUUCAAGGCCAUCGACGAUGAGGUGGAGAAACUGCAACCCGGCUACACGCCCACCUCAACGCAUAUGCGUCCGAGCAGCGAUGAUAUGUUGUCGCACGAAUGCUUGCAUCCUUCCGCAUAUCGCUCGUCACAUUUGGGUUCGAAGAACUCAUCGCCAUUAUCGUGCUCUUCCAUCGAAGGUGGUGGCGCUGGCGGCAUCGGUGCUGGACCCAGCGGCAGUAUGGGCACUUUGGGUAAAAAACCCAGCGGCUAUUCAAAGAUUCAUGUGAAUGUGCUCGGCAAGAUUAAGGAUCGCACUGGCAUACCGGUUUAGGAUAUGUGGUUUGAGGAAUGGCGUUUGGAAGUUUGUGUCACAACGCAGCGAGUGAAUAGGUAAUGCAAGUGGAGGUGUGCCAGCUUAUAGGCGUGACAUUAUAUUUUUCAUUAUUAUCCAGUGGGGUUUUUAAACAGUUUUUAAAUUUCCUUAAUUUCUUUUAAGAGGCAACGCCCAGGAUAAGUUUAAUUUAUUUAUUUUUUUCUUCAAAUGCCUUUAAAGAUAUGAAAGUUAAUAGAUUUGUCAAUUUACAAAGUAAAGUUGAAAAUAAACAAAACUGAGCUAAAAUAGAAACGACAGAAGCUUUGUUCUGAUAACUUCGAGUUUAUUUACUCCAAAUAGUCACCUCUGGCCUCGAUAAACGGUUUGGCGACAUCUAAAAGCUUUUCGAGAGAGUGUUUCAGGUCAUUGACCGGAAUGUUCUGCAGAAUGUCGGUACAAGCUCUUGGAUGGCUUCUAUGGACGCAAAAUAUUUUCCUUUCCGAAUAGGUAGAAGUCACAGGGAGCCAUAUCAGGCAAAUACGGUGAGUGAUUGCUGGUUAAAAUGCCAUUUCUAGUAAAAAAAUCAGUCUCAAGAAUGGAUCGAUGAGAUGGUGCAUUAUCAUGCAAUAAGCGCCAUCUUCCUUCUUCGCGGUAUUCAGGGUGAAUUCGACGAAUGCGAUGCAACAAAUGCUUUAAAACGCCAAGAUAGAAAAUUGCAUUGACGGUUUGGCUCGUUGGCACAAACUCCCUGUGGAUAUUUCCUUUAAAAUAAAUAAAUAAUUGGCGCGUACACUUCUGUUCCGAGCUCCUCCUCCUAUUUGUGGUGUGCGUCUUGAUGUUGUUCCACAAAUGGAGGGACCUACAGUUUCAAGCCGACUCCGAACGGCAGAUAUUUUUAUGAGGAACUUUUGAAUGGCAGAAAUACACUCGGAGGUUUGCCAUUGCCUGCCGAGAGGCGUCCGCUAUUAGAAAAAUGUUUUUAUUAAUUUUGCUUUCACCCAGAUUCGAACCAACGACCUCUCUGUGAAUUCCGAAUUGGUGCGUGAUCAACCCAUUCGGCUACGGCGGCCGCCUUUGGAAUCGUAAAAACAAAUGAGCAUUGACUUGAUUUUUGACUUUCCCAAGCGCGAUUUUUUGGGUGGUGGCUCGUCUGGGGCCUUCCAUUCGGCACUUUCACGCUUAGUUUCAGCUUCAUGUUUCAAACACCACUUUUUAUCACCAGUUUCAAAGUUGUAAAGGAAGCUCUCGUCUUUUCUCGACUCUUUAAUGCGGUCUUUCGAAUGUUGAAUUCUGAGCAAUUUUUGGUUCUCAUUUUCGGUUUACGAACAAAUUCGAUGAAGUUUUUGGUGAUUUUUGAUUUUGGGCGGCCCGUAUGUUCAUAUUCAUUUAUGUCCUCACAACCAUCUCUGACACGUGAAAAUCACUCAAGAACUCUGGCACGAGAUAGACAAUCAUCGCCAUAAACUUUUUUCAUAAAUUCAAAUGUUUCGCUAAACGUUUUACCGAUUUUAAAACAAAAUUUGAUAUUAGCUCUUUGUUCGAAACUCAUUUUUGUACCGAUGACACAAACAUACUGACACUUUAGACGCAAUAACUUCGCUUCCUCUGAACCGAAUGUCACCAAGCUUUCAUUGGAAGUCAGCUAGGGAUGUAACUCCUUAAAAAGAUCAAAAACAUUUUUAUGACGCCAGUCUUGUCUAUUUUGGACUUCACCUUGUAGAAUAUAUAUUUAAAUUUCGUAUUCUUUAAUAUUUUCCUCAACUGUAAGCCAAAAGAUUUGCCUGUUUUUUAAUAAUAAUUUCAAUAUAUACCUAUACAAAUGCGAUUACAAAAAUUAUGUGCGCAUCUAUAAUAAAUUUGCCUCAAUUUCGUUAAGUUUUAGAGAAUUUCUUCUUUAGCCUUCAUUUAA
This is a messenger RNA of Anastrepha obliqua, 5087 nucleotides long. RefSeq names its product glutamine-dependent NAD(+) synthetase (gene Nadsyn). Gene Ontology annotation, molecular function: NAD+ synthase (glutamine-hydrolyzing) activity; glutaminase activity; ATP binding. The record is from RefSeq and is a predicted model, not a curated record. Gene Ontology annotation, biological process: NAD+ biosynthetic process. Gene Ontology annotation, cellular component: cytoplasm. Lineage: Eukaryota; Metazoa; Arthropoda; Insecta; Diptera; Tephritidae. The transcript has 12 exons. Bases 836 to 3196 code for a protein of 786 amino acids.